AUGCGCUGGUCACAGCUCAGAAUUUUGGGUCGUGACAACUCCUUUGCUGUUGCCAUUGUUAAGCCCAUGCCAGAUGGUCGCUCUAAGAUUAUAGGGGAAAUAUCAGCCUCCAGAUUAUGGAAAUGUGAUUAUUUGGCUGCAGUAUGGGCUUUAGCCAAUCUUUCAGCUGGGCAGUUUGUGAUGGGGGCUGAUGACAAUUUGACUACAAGAUCAUUUCCUGACUUUACAGUCAACUCAACAAAUGGCGAGAAUAAUAUGUUUAAUGAUGGUGGAUCAACAAGAGCAAGGAAAUUCAGCAGCAGAAGCAUUGGUUUCAAUCCAGGAAGCUCAAGUUUUGGAAUUGGCAGGAGCAUGUAUAGGGGCAGAAGUGCACCCCUAACAUGUAAACUUUCGAGUUCAUUGGCUGCUGUCAUGGCUCAGAUGCUAUCUCACAGGGCAACCCAUGUAUGGGUGACUGAGGAUAACGGCGAUGAUGUUUUAGUCGGCAUGGUUGGUUAUGCAGAUAUUCUGAUUGCUGUGACCAAACCACCUUCAUCCUUUAUUCCUGUUAAUCGAUCUUCUGAGGGUUUUGCAGCUGAAGUUCUAAGUUGA
Molecule: messenger RNA, 591 nt
Organism: Hevea brasiliensis (rubber tree)
Lineage: Eukaryota; Viridiplantae; Streptophyta; Magnoliopsida; Malpighiales; Euphorbiaceae
Product: CBS domain-containing protein CBSX6-like
Exons: 1
Coding region: 1-591 (196 amino acids)
Source: RefSeq, a predicted model, not a curated record